GCUGUCUCGCUCCCGGAAGUGGAGGGUCUACUCGGAGAGCGUCGCUGGGUCUGGAUGCUCGGAGGCAGAAGCGCUCGCGGAGCUUGCCCGUCGGCCCCCGAUCGCCAUGUCGUCCUUCGACACCAAUCCCUUCGCGGACCCAGUGGACGUAAACCCCUUUCAGGAUCCCUCUGUGACCCAGCUGACCAAUGCCCCACAAGGUGGCCUGGCUGAAUUCAACCCUUUCUCAGAGACAAAUGCAGCGACGACGGUUCCUGUCACGCAGCUCCCUGGGCCCUCACAGCCAGCUGUUCUCCAGCCCUCAGUGGAACCAACCCAGCCAACCCCCCAGGCCGUGGCCUCUGCAGCCCAGGCAAGCCUGAUCCGGCAGCAGGAAGAACUGGACAGGAAAGCUGCCGAGCUGGAGCGUAAGGAGCGGGAGCUGCAGAACAGUGUGGCCAACUUACACGUGAGGGAGAACAACUGGCCGCCCCUGCCCUCGUGGUUCCCGGUCAAGCCCUGCUUCUAUCAGGACUUCUCUGCAGAGAUCCCUGCCGACUACCAGCGGAUAUGCAAGAUGCUCUACUAUCUCUGGAUGUUGCACUCGGUGACUCUGUUUCUGAACCUGCUUGCCUGCCUGGCCUGGUUCUUAGUCGACACCAGCAGGGGAGUGGAUUUUGGCCUCUCGAUCUUGUGGUUUCUGAUCUUCACCCCCUGUGCCUUCCUUUGUUGGUACCGACCCAUCUAUAAGGCCUUUAGGUCUGACAACUCUUUCAGCUUCUUCGUGUUCUUCCUUAUAUUUUUUUGUCAAAUAGGGAUCUAUAUCAUCCAGUUGAUCGGCAUCCCUGGCUUAGGGGACAGUGGUUGGAUGGCAGCCCUGACUACACUGCAUCAAGACUUGGCUGUGUCGAUCAUCAUGAUGGUGGUGGCUGGUUUCUUCACCCUCUGUGCAGUGCUCUCCCUCUUCCUCCUAAAGCGGGUGCACUCCCUGUACCGCCGGACAGGGGCCAGCUUCCAGCAGGCCCAGGAGGAGUUUUCCCAGGGCAUCUUCAGUAACAGGACCUUGCGCAGCGCUGCCUCAUCUGCUGCCCGGGGAACCUUCCAGGGGAAUUAGUCCUCUAACUCUUCACCCUCUGCCCCAGCCUUUUCUCUCACCUGCCUUCUGAGCUGCACUUUUCAUGGGUGCCUUAAGCAGUGGUUAUGCCCAGCACAGACCUGGGGAGGGUUUUGCCAUGGUUCUUGCUCCUUCCUCAGCAACCAGCUCUCCCUUCCACUGAUGUGGAAGGGAGGGAGGGACCAGGACUGUUUUUUAUAUAAGAGAAAAGAAAAAAAAAAUCAUUCUUUCCUUCUCUGGUGGUGGUUUGAUGGGAUUCUUUUUGUCUCUCUAGAAGCAGUGGGACUGACACAUGAAACCACACAUGUACCCUUAAACACAUACAAUUGGGAUCCAGCUGACCUGGGCCUACCCAGCUGGAGUUUUGUUUCUGCGAAGGUUCUGGGGUGCUACUCUGUCCCCCUGCAGGCCUGGCCUGAAUCUAAUUGCACAGACAUAAACUAUGGCUUCUAGUCCUGUCCUCCCUUCCUGCCUAGGCUGGAGUGGCCUCCUAUGGACACCCCUUUAGAUGAGCUGUAGUCUAGACAGGUAGGCAACUGUUCUCCAGCUCAGGUAGUCUCUGGACUUUCACAGGCUUCUGGCCUGGUUAGUCCAGGCUCUGCCUGCUUAGAGCUCUAGGCCCCCCUGCAUCCUCUGAUCUACCUUAUGCAUCCAUCUACCUUAUGUCCUCUGGGGCCCUCCCUGAGCCCUUCCCUCUUUAGACUUCCUGAAUGUGCAAUGGGGAUGAGGAUGGAUAGAGGACAGUGACCCCAAGAUGUCCUACCCAGCCUUUGGCAGUCUUCUAAAAGGUGGGGUCUAGCUGUCCUGGUGCGCUUUGUUUUAAUUCCCUCCUCUCCUGGGAGACAGCUGUCCUUUGCCUCAGCCUCAGAGUCUACCUGCUGGCCUGGUGCUCCCUGCUCCCCAUCAGAAAUAAUCUAGCUUACCUGACUUUGAGGGAGGGCAGGGGUAAUCAGUCCAGAGCUGUAUCCUUCUGCGUAGACUAAUGAGCCACCCCUUUCUGAGGGUUCUGGACUAAUCACCCAGGGUUCUCCCACACCCUGAGUAAGUCUUCCACUGGUCUUGGGGACCCCCCAGGGGCUGUGUCACUGUCAUGGUCCACGGGUAAAACCUGUACCCUGUCCUCCAGAGGCAGUAGACAUGGGUGUGUAGACUGAGGGGCUUAUCAAAAAGCUGGCUAAAACCUCCCUCCCAGGACUUGGGCCCACUGGAGGUUCCCACAGGCUGCUCCCCUCUCAUCCUCAGAGCCAUGGAAUAUUAAAGGCAGUGACCAAUCUUUUGUAAACUUUCGGUAUUUUUUCUCCAUGUACAAAUGUAUAUGUUAUAUCUCAAUAUUGUGCUUAAAUAAAAACAAGACAUUUUCAGACAACUAUGA
Condylura cristata (star-nosed mole) is the source of this 2465-nucleotide messenger RNA. It is a transcript of the gene SCAMP2, whose product is annotated as secretory carrier membrane protein 2. Gene Ontology annotation, cellular component: trans-Golgi network membrane; recycling endosome membrane. Gene Ontology annotation, biological process: protein transport. NCBI's taxonomy places the organism in Eukaryota, Metazoa, Chordata, Mammalia, Eulipotyphla, Talpidae. The coding region runs from base 107 to 1093 and encodes 328 amino acids. The transcript has 9 exons. The record is from RefSeq and is a predicted model, not a curated record.